This is a messenger RNA of Anopheles nili, 1698 nucleotides long. It is a transcript of the gene Prim2, whose product is annotated as DNA primase large subunit. Gene Ontology annotation, biological process: DNA replication, synthesis of primer. Lineage: Eukaryota; Metazoa; Arthropoda; Insecta; Diptera; Culicidae. The record is from RefSeq and is a predicted model, not a curated record. Bases 1 to 1698 code for a protein of 565 amino acids. The transcript has a single exon. Gene Ontology annotation, cellular component: alpha DNA polymerase:primase complex.
AUGUUGAACACCAGACAAAACUACCUCAACGCAAAGCGCUUCUCUGCGGAAUUGGCACUGGAGCACAUUAUACCGCAUAAUGUGUGUUUUUAUCUGAUUCCACCAAUCGUCGAUCUAUCGAUCGACGAGUUUGAAAAGCUAGCAAUGGAACGCCUGAAAAUGUUGCGAAUGCUCGAGCAGGUUACGGCCAAGGUACCGAAGGUUAUGUCAGACGCCUGGAAAGAAGCGGCCCUCGCCGAAAUUAACCACGAAGGCCAUCGAACGUUUGCUAAAUUGUGCCGCGGAAACCUAAAUGACGACGUCACCAAAGUGGCCCGUAGGAGGGAUUAUCUGUCGCAUUUUAUUCUGCGCUUUGCGUACUGUCGAUCGGAAGAAUUGCGGCGCUGGUUCGUUACUCGUGAGAUGGAGCUAUUCCGGUUGAAGUUCAGUGCGCUAUCGAUGCGCGAUAUUAAGGAAUUCCUAGAGGUGUACGAGUUGGACUACAAACCGCUAACGGACGAGGAGAAGGCAGAAAUAUCGGAGCAGUUGUGCGCCAGUACGGCCUUCCUGACGAGGCUAAAGGUCGAAUCAAACGACUUCUAUGCGGUACACUUCACGGAGGUGCUGAACCUGGUGCGCGAGCGCAAGUGCUUUUUGAAGGGUGGCACUGCGUACAUACCGCCGGAGCACUUUCAGUACGUGAUCGGUAAAAAACACGAAAAGUUGAUCGAGGACGGCCUGAAGGCGCAUCUCCGCAUGUUGCCCACAUUGGAAAAUGACGAGCGGUUCUCAAUGCUGCUCAAAUCCAUUCACACAUCCUACACGGGAAAGAAUUAUUCGGUCGCCAAGGUGGGCUGCGUACCCGUUGAAAGCAUCGAACAGUUGUCGAAGAAAUCGUUCCCACUCUGCAUGCGCCACACUCACGAUACACUUCGAGUAACGCACCAUUUGAAGCACUGGGGUCGCAUGCAGUACACCCUAUUUUUGAAGGCAAUCGGCGUCACGAUGGAAGAUGCGUUGCGCUUCUGGCGCGAUGAGCUUACCCGCGGUAAGGUGCCGAUCGAGAAGUUCGAGAAGGAGUAUGCGUACAACAUUCGCCAUCAUUACGGCAAGGAGGGUUCGCGCGUGAAUUACUUGCCUUUUUCCUGCAUGAAGAUCAUCUCAGCACCCAUUGGGCAGGGCGAAACGCACGGUUGUCCGUUUAAGAACUUUGAUGCGAGUUCACUCAAAACCCGGCUCACCGGGUAUGGGUUGAGCAUGAUCGAUGCGGACGAGGUGGCUGGCUAUGCGGCGAAAGGACACUACCAUGUCGCUUGCGGAAGGUAUUUCGAGGUCUUGCACGGGACGAAGCUCGAGGAACCCAUCACCCAUCCGAACCAGUACUUCGAGAUCAGCCAAAUAUCGAUGGAGGGUAAAGCGGCCGCGCGACCACGGCAAUUAACGAGCCAACAACCAGGACGAUGGAAUCACAGCCAAGUGAACAGCCAGUCGACGCAGGAUAGCUCGGUAACGUUGCUGAACCAUUCGAGUACCCUACAAGGCACCGAUGACGAUCUGGAGUUGUGGGAUAUCAUGGAAUCUAAAGAAAAAGCAGAAAAUGAUGAGGAACACGAGAAAACAGUCACACCUGAGACACCUGAAGCUACGGAACAAUUACCUUCUAAGCCAGGGACUGCGCAAUGGGAUGAUGAUGAUUUCGAUCUGCUGGAGUUGAACUAA